ACAAGUACAGCUAGUGAGCUAUCGCAGUCUACAAGUACAGCUAGUGAGCUAUCGCAGUCUACAAGUACAGCUAGUGAGCUAUCGCAGUCUACAAGUACAGCUAGUGAGCUAUCGCAGUCUACAAGUACAGCUAGCGAGCUAUCGCAGUCUACAAGUACAGCUAGUGAGCUAUCGCAGUCUACAAGUACA
Guillardia theta CCMP2712 is the source of this 189-nucleotide messenger RNA. RefSeq lists its product as hypothetical. The transcript has a single exon. The record is from RefSeq and is a predicted model, not a curated record. Lineage: Eukaryota; Cryptophyceae; Pyrenomonadales; Geminigeraceae. The annotation marks the transcript as partial.